UUUUUCGCUUAUUCCCCAAAACGCUCGCCUUCUUUCACCAGUGAAAGCGAUGCCCUGCCCCUGCGCUUUCAGAAGGCGGAAGGAUUGGAGGGACAGAACAGAAAAGCGAGGAAGAUGAAGAAGGGCAAGGGAGUGGUAGUAGCAAAUCAUGACGAAGCCUAUGCAGACGAAGAAUACGAAGUCGAAGACAAUCAGGCGGAUUUCCCUCCGGCUACGGCCAAAUUCUCCACCCGAAACGCUUCCUCCAAAUACGAUUUCGUCAAGGUGAAGGUGUGGUUGGGCGACAAUGCGGAUCACUACUACGUCCUCUCCAGAUUCUUGCUCAGCAGAAUGUUGACUGUCACUAAGAUACCUAAUCAUGUGGCCAUUAAAAUUGCUCUUGAACUCAAGAAGUUGCUCGUAGACAAUAGUCUGCUGGACGUCUCUCAAUCUGAUCUUGAAGCAAAUUUGUUUAAGCUCAUGGAAAGACGAGGUUAUGGAGAAGAGUAUAUAAAUCGUUACAAGAUGAUGACAAGAUUUCACCAUCAAAGAGUACCUUUGGUCAUUCUUGUAUGUGGUACUGCUUGUGUUGGGAAGUCUACAAUUGCUACCCAACUUGCACAAAGGCUGAACUUGCCAAAUGUCUUGCAGACAGAUAUGGUUUAUGAGUUGCUACGAACGGCAACAGAUGCCCCUUUGACGUCUUCCCCUGUUUGGGCACGAGAUUUCAGCUCUUCUGAGGAACUAAUUACUGAAUUUUGUAGAGAAUGCAGAAUAGUUCGAAAAGGUUUGGCUGGUGACCUGAAGAAAGCUAUGAAAGAUGGAAAACCUAUUAUUAUUGAGGGGAUACAUUUGGAUCCAAGUAUUUACCUCAUGGAUGAUGAGAAUAAAUUGCCAACUGACAUGCAAGCAAAAGUUGAGGAUCCAAAGUCUGUGGCAUCAGAUGAAAAAAGUGCAACACAAAGAGAAAGCGCUUCUAUUGCUUGUGGCGAUCAGAGUGAGAAUACAGACUUUUCUCCUCAGAACUGCAGGUCGCUGGAGGGGGACAUGUUACACAAGGUUUCUGUUGGCCUAGAGUCAGUUGACAUUGCUGCAAGUGUUUCUGAUGACAAAGGUGAAACAAUCAAAGACCUAGUGACAGACAGAAAACCUCCUGUUCAGAAAGAAAAGUCUGGUUCUGAACCAAUAAUUAUACCUAUUGUUCUAAAGAUGGCUGAGUUUGACCAUAAGGCAUUACUAGAGGAGUGGAUAUCUACUCGUACAUUCAGCAAAAAAUGGCUAAAUCAGGACAAAGAUAAACUAAUAAACAACUUAAAAACAAUUCAGGACUAUCUCUGCUCUUUUAAUUCUCAGCAACAACAUUCCCCCAAACAUUGGAUUGGCUACAUAGUUAUCUUCUUCAGUGUAUUGAGCAAGGUAUAUCAUCUGCCUCCAAUGAAAGUGCCAAACGGCCAGCUGAGGUAUAACAGAGGGAAAGAAUAUGAGGCUGAGAACCACAGGCGCAUGUUAGAUAGCUCCUCAGAAGUUACUUGUCUUGAGCAGAUGAGGAAAUAAAGUUGCAGUGGUGCUGCACUAAACAACAAAGACUCGCAAUGCUGAUGCUGCAAAAGCCAUGACCGAGCAUCAAAAUGUUCACUAGGACGGGCUGGAGGCUGCAGUAAGGUUUAGGACUUAAUAGAAUAAAAGAAGUCUCAGCUGCGCUUACAGAAAUAGAGAGGCCACAUGAAAUGGUUGGGUGAUUAUUAGAGGGAAAUUUGCUGGUGUAUCUCUUGUUUAGAUAGAAACUGAUAUCUCCAGAUAAUUUGUUAUGUAGAAAGUUUGAUCAGAAUAAUAUGGCAACGAUUUAUCGGUAUUUACUAUUGAGGGAUUUUUUCUAUUUUUGAUGAAUCAAUAGAAUUUUGGCCCUCAUGGGUAUUUACUAAUUUGAAUUUAAUGUGAUGGGUUGGCUUGGUUUGGUUUGGUUUAUGGUA
Diospyros lotus (date-plum) is the source of this 1949-nucleotide messenger RNA. RefSeq lists its product as uncharacterized. The record is from RefSeq and is a predicted model, not a curated record. NCBI's taxonomy places the organism in Eukaryota, Viridiplantae, Streptophyta, Magnoliopsida, Ericales, Ebenaceae. The transcript has 17 exons. Bases 115 to 1533 code for a protein of 472 amino acids.